Cynara cardunculus var. scolymus (artichoke) is the source of this 1206-nucleotide messenger RNA. RefSeq lists its product as uncharacterized. The record is from RefSeq and is a predicted model, not a curated record. NCBI's taxonomy places the organism in Eukaryota, Viridiplantae, Streptophyta, Magnoliopsida, Asterales, Asteraceae. The coding region runs from base 1 to 1206 and encodes 401 amino acids. Gene Ontology annotation, molecular function: zinc ion binding; nucleic acid binding. The transcript is spliced from 2 exons.
AUGAAACGACUCUCGACAUUCGUUGAACAAACCUUUAAACAGUUUAAGCAUGACACGGGAAAGGGUAAAGAUAAAGUCUUGGGUGAUUCCUCAAUAGCCAAAUCUGAGCGGGUCUCGUUUAAAAACUUUCGUAGUGGCGGCGUUACUGAAUUCACCGGACUCUCUGAUCCAGUAACCGCAGUGCAAUGGGUCCAAAACACCGAAAAGGUAUUUCGGAUUUCUCGAGUGUUAAACGAGGAUAAAGUGAAUUAUGCCAGUGCAAUGUUGACAGAACGUGCACUCACUUGGUGGGAUGCAACUUUUGAAUCCCUUACUGAAGAUGAACGGGAAAGCUUGACUUGGGAGUCUUUCAAGACUCGUUUCUUUGAGCAAUUCUGCCCGAUCGACUUGCAACGGAGGCUUCAGAAAGAAUUCUUAGAACUCAAGCAAGGGAACAUGUCUGUGAUUGAGUAUGAGACUCAAUUUAACCGAAAGGCACGUUUCGCUUUACGGUUCUUAUCUUCCGAACACGAACGAAUCGAACAUUUUGUCGAUGGUUUGAGGCGAGAAAUCCGGGAGUUUGUUGCCAAUCGCGAUAUUCCAAGUUUCAAUAAAGCUAUGGAGUACGCUCAUCGUCGUGAACACGAUUUAACUAUACUUGAUGAACCAAAUUUUGAGCCGAAAAGGCAACGGAAUGAAAGAACCUUCUAUGUACCUACUCAGCGACAAUCUCGAUCUUUCACUCCGAGGCGGAGUCAAUCUCAAAACAUUCCGCGUGCUCAAUCCCAAGCCUAUUCACUUCAGUCGAAUGCCUCACGUCUUUGUCAAAGAUGCGGAAAAACUCACCAAGGGCGAUGCCUUACUGAAUCAACGAGCUUGAGAUGUUUCUGUUGCGGUGAAAUGGGCCAUGUUCGUACAACCUGCCCAAAAAGAGACCGAGCAUGUUAUUCUUGCGGAGUAUUUGGUCACCGACAAUUUGAAUGCCCCUGUAUGAGACGGGAAGAAAGUAAGGCGUCGGUGCAACGACCGGCAGUGGGAGGUUCCUCAAGUCAAAAGGAGGAGGUACCCAAAGCACGAGCUCGAGCUUUCCAGAUUACUGCGGAAGAGGCUCGCAAUGAGCCAGAUGUCAUUACCGGUAUUUUCUUUGUUAACUCCCAACUCGCUCGUAUUUUAUUCGAUUCUGGAGCUACAAAUUCUUUUGUGUCGCAUGAUUAUGUUCGCUACUAG